AUGAAUGACCGCGAGUUUCGGGAGUUCAUGUGCAUGACUGCUCUGGAUGAGCAGUCCAAAGCGGGUCAGUACAUUCUGGUUGCAAAGGAAGGAGCCAUACCCUGGAACACUACGAAAUGCGCAGAAGCAGGUAUUGACUGCCCGCUGGCCUCGGAACUGGAUACAGUCCUGCGAUGCCAGGAUCUCACAUUAGCAAAUGGAGAUCGCAUCGCACCAUCUAAAUAUGUUGCCUAUGGUGAGAAGGACUUACCCAAGGUCGGCCAGGUUCAAGAAAUCCUCGUGCACCCAACACACAAGUCCUUGAUCGGCAUGCUGGUUGUUCCAUGUGUUCUUGAAUCGGAGAUUGAGCCUUACCGUUUUCCUCGCUGCCGGCGUGUUGCAAAUGCACAAUGUCUCCUGAGUUUUGAGGAUAUCUUGUGUGCGGUGAGCACGAUCCACAACUGUGCUGAACAUGGUUGUGUCAGCACUAUGACUCGAAAUGUCAUUCAAGAACGCCAAAUUACCAUUAACCGAGAGUCUGAGUACUUGCACAGUGUGGAGCCUGAAGAUAGACUCUUGAAUCUGGCGCAGCUGCGCAGCUCGAGCAUAAUACAGUCACUCCAUCACGUACUCCCAGAACCCGAACACCAGACGUGUCAAGAAAUGAUCAAAGCAGCGGUGCAGAACCGCAAGGAAUGGGAUCUUACCCAAAGCAAAGCGAAAGGCAACACAUCCGCUAAGAAACGGAAGCAACCCAAUGCUCCAUCAGCACCUAAUCCACACCAAGCGACGCGGGCACGCACCAAUGGACAACUCUGCAGCAGUCACAUCGAGGAGACUACAUCAACAGCUGUCAGUGUCCCAGGUGCUAUCCCUUCAGCUGAUGUGAGGGACACGUCACAAUGUGCAAACAACGCAUAG
This is a messenger RNA of Gloeophyllum trabeum ATCC 11539, 900 nucleotides long. RefSeq lists its product as uncharacterized. Bases 1 to 900 code for a protein of 299 amino acids. Lineage: Eukaryota; Fungi; Basidiomycota; Agaricomycetes; Gloeophyllales; Gloeophyllaceae. The transcript is spliced from 3 exons. The record is from RefSeq and is a predicted model, not a curated record.